Acanthopagrus latus (yellowfin seabream) is the source of this 429-nucleotide messenger RNA. It is a transcript of the gene rpl36a, whose product is annotated as ribosomal protein L36A. Gene Ontology annotation, cellular component: cytosolic large ribosomal subunit; ribosome. The transcript has 5 exons. NCBI's taxonomy places the organism in Eukaryota, Metazoa, Chordata, Actinopteri, Spariformes, Sparidae. Gene Ontology annotation, biological process: translation. Bases 48 to 368 code for a protein of 106 amino acids. Gene Ontology annotation, molecular function: structural constituent of ribosome. The record is from RefSeq and is a predicted model, not a curated record.
UCUUCCGGUCUGAGUCUUCCUCUUUUCCUCUGCAUCGGGGCGCAGCCAUGGUGAACGUCCCGAAGACCCGCAGGACCUACUGCAAGAAGUGCAAGAAGCACCAGCCCCACAAAGUUACCCAGUACAAGAAGGGAAAGGACUCCCUCUACGCCCAGGGUAAGAGGAGAUACGACAGAAAGCAGAGCGGGUAUGGUGGUCAGACCAAGCCUAUUUUCAGAAAGAAGGCUAAAACUACAAAGAAGAUUGUGUUGAGGCUGGAGUGUGUGGAGCCCAACUGCAGAUCCAAGAGAAUGCUGGCCAUCAAGAGAUGCAAGCACUUCGAGUUGGGCGGUGACAAGAAGAGAAAGGGCCAGGUCAUCCAGUUCUAAACUGUGGGCCAGCUUUCUGGAGGCGGUUGUCACUAUUUUCAAUAAAUGUAUUAAAACAAAC